GUGGUUCUCAGUGUGCUUAUCAAUUAGCUUUCUAUAGUCAGCACUGCAGCUUCUUAAGGUCUUAAACAUCAACUGACACUCAUGGCUGACCAGCUGACCCCAGAACAGAUUGCUGAAUUCAAGGAGGCUUUCUCCAUGUUUGAUAAAGAUGGUGAUGGUACCAUUACAACUCAAGAGUUGGGCACUAUCAUGAAAUCCCUGGGCCAGGCCCCAACUGACCAAGAGUUGAAAGACAUGAUCAGCGAAGUGGAUGCAGAUGGGAGUGGAUCGAUUGAUUUCAACGAAUUCUUAACCAUGAUGGCUAAGAAAAUGAAAGACACCGACACUGAAGAAGAAAUUCGUGAAGCCUUCAAGGUUUUUGACAAGGAUGGUGAUGGGUCCAUCAGUGCAGCAGAACUGCGUCAGGUCAUGAAAAACCUGGGGGAGAAAUUAACAGACGAAGAAAUUGAUGCAAUGAUCAGAGAGGCUGACGUAGAUGGAGACGGACAGGUCAAUUACGAAGAAUUUGUGCAAAUGAUGAUUUCGAAGUGAAACUCUCCUCUUUUAGGUCUGCAUGCCAAUGUGAUAAAUAACCCGUUAGUAAAGAAAGAUUCAUUUUUUGUAGUUUCAUUCCAAAAACCCUAUUUAUUUAAAGUCACAGGAAUGCUUCUAAUAAUUUUUGUGUUCACAUUUUAAAAAUUGCCCGAGCAUUAAUGCCUAGUUUACCAAUGGGUUUUAUUUGUUGGUAAUAAUGAACAUUGUGUACUGAGCACUAAAUUCACUCUCUCUUAUCAAAAUGUAUAUGUGUGUUAAUAUAAAUGGCAUCUGUUAUGCACAUGACAAGAGUGGUGGUAAAAUAAGUAAUGCAAGAAGCACUCGAAACACAAACUUGGCUAAUCUAAAACUGUUAUACCCUUAGUAAUAGUAUUUGGUUGUACUGAAUUUAA
Messenger RNA from Erpetoichthys calabaricus (reedfish), 926 nucleotides. RefSeq names its product calmodulin-like. Gene Ontology annotation, molecular function: calcium ion binding; enzyme regulator activity. The transcript has a single exon. The coding region runs from base 82 to 531 and encodes 149 amino acids. The record is from RefSeq and is a predicted model, not a curated record. Lineage: Eukaryota; Metazoa; Chordata; Cladistia; Polypteriformes; Polypteridae.